GUCAAAAAGUUUUUAGGUUAAAAUAUUUAAAUCUUUUUCACAUCUCAUAUCUUUAAAUGUUUUUUAUUACUGCAAAUUAACAAAUAAACUGAUUUUUCCCACAUUAUAUCUUUAAAGAUGAAAACUAACGUUAAAAUUUCUAAUAAUCUAAUUGAGAAACUUCAAAAGCUUCAUGACCCUUGUUUUGGAAAAUUAUAUGGAAUUGUUAUUAAAGAUACAAUAUAUGUCUUAGGUCUCCAAGUGGAUAAAGAUGAUGCGAAUAUAUUGUAUUCAUUUCCUAAUGAAGUGGAUUUCUGUGGGCUUUUUCAAUCAUAUUUGCAAAAUCCCGAUACUGACACAAUAAUUCAAAGAUGUAAUGAUAUUGACGUUACCGAUACCCCAGUUUUCCUUGGAAUUAAAAUUAAUGGUAACAAUAACCAUAUAGUUAGUCAUGUUAUAGAGAGCAAUAAAGUAACAGAUGCUAGUUACGUACCAGUAAAGUUAAAUGAAAUUUACUCAAACUUUGUUCAUGUAAGAAUAAGAGGAAACCUGUUUUUGAAUUCUGAAGCAAGUGAAACAAGAUUGCAGGAGAGUUUUAAUGAAUUGAGUAAGGAUAUCUUAUCAGGUACUUUAGCGUUUAAAUUGCCCAAAGGAAACGUUAUAUUGACUGGAAAAGAUACUGGAAAUAAUACAGUUGGCCUGGUAGGAGAUCCAACCCUUGGUGAUAUUUUGGAAUUAAACCAGAGCAAUGAAAUAACCCAGAAAAAAAGAAAAGUGGAAGAUGAUGAUUAUUCUUUGGACAUUAUAAAUUUAAAUUUUAUUAAAAAAGUUUCAAACGAUAAAUAUGUUGUUGAUCAAAAACAGCAUGCCCCUGUUGUCGUAUUGGAUAAAAAACUUGCUGAUGUAAUAAAAGUCCCAAUCAAAAUUGAUUUUUUGUCUUUAAUUCAAAGGAACGUGCAUUUUUCAACAUUAUAUAAUAUUAUGCUAGAAAGUAUUCUGAAGAAUUUGAAUUUAUUUGAAAAUUGUUUGUAUGUCGUUUUACGAGAAAAUGAAAUAAAAGGAAAAAUUGAUUCGCCAGAAACAUUGCAUUUCUUUGUCAAAGAAUGUGGUCACUUUGUCACACAAAUUGUUUUUAACCGUUCAACAGAAAUAUUAAAGAAGGAAAGAGAAGCACUUCAUGACAUACUCUUAAUAAGUAAACAGUACCCAGUAUUUCGCAAAGGAAAUAAAUACCAGUUUUAUGAUGAAAAUAGAAAAAAUAAACUAUUACUAAAUCCACAUAAAGGAUUAAAGUCAACAAAUAAUAGCGGAAAAGUAUGUUUAGUUAAAGGAAAUUAUGAAUAUUAUCACUAUUGUCAGGAUAAAAUUGAUGACAAUGGAUGGGGUUGUGCUUACAGAUCAUUACAAACUUUAGCGUCAUGGUUUAAAUUGCAAGGAUAUGCAAACAAAGAAGUCCCCACAUUUAAGGAUAUUCAAACAUGUCUGGUGGACAUCGGCGAUAAACCCAGUAGUUUUAUAGACUCACGACAGUGGAUUGGUUCAACAGAAGUUAGCUUUGUAUUGAAUACUUUAUUAGGUGUGACUUCAAAAAUAUUACAUGUGAGUUCUGGUGAAGAAAUGGCAUUUAAAGGACCUGAACUAGUAAAUCAUUUUGAAGUACAUGGAUCGCCAAUAAUGAUAGGUGGUGGUGUCCUUGCUCAUACAAUUCUAGGAGUUGAUUAUAAUCAAGAAACUGGAAAUAUUAAGUUUCUGAUUCUCGAUCCUCAUUAUACUGGUGAAGAAGACUUAAGUAUUGUACAAAACAAGGGCUGGUGUGGAUGGAAGGGUACAGAAUUUUGGGAUAAAGGAUCAUAUUAUAAUAUGUGUUUACCUCAGGUUCAGAUAGGGGUCUAAAGUGUACAUAUCAACAUUAUAUAUAAAAUAUUUAUUAAAAGGUUUUUGUUAAUAAUAUAUGCACAUUUUUAUAG
Molecule: messenger RNA, 1946 nt
Organism: Sitophilus oryzae (rice weevil)
Lineage: Eukaryota; Metazoa; Arthropoda; Insecta; Coleoptera; Curculionidae
Gene: Ufsp2
Product: ufm1-specific protease 2
Exons: 9
Coding region: 118-1872 (584 amino acids)
Source: RefSeq, a predicted model, not a curated record